Molecule: messenger RNA, 1261 nt
Organism: Erigeron canadensis
Lineage: Eukaryota; Viridiplantae; Streptophyta; Magnoliopsida; Asterales; Asteraceae
Exons: 4
Coding region: 218-1123 (301 amino acids)
Source: RefSeq, a predicted model, not a curated record
UUCCUCGGAAUCCAUAUCAAAAUGGCAAACCUCCUGCAGCAUUCUCUGGCCUCCUGUCACCUUUGUGUUUUUCGAAUCUCCGAAUUGCACAAAGGCGGUAUUUACAGUCUGAAAAUCAAAGAGGGAGAAAAAGGAUUCUCAAUAUCAUCAUCAUCCUCAAGGGCCCCUUUUCUCCCCCUGCUGGCUAUUUGAUCACCAGAUAAUUAAUCAAUCAAUCAUGCCACCAAGCCACAAUCUGCGAAAAGCUGCUCAUAAGAAGAAGAAGGCUAAAGCUAACAAAAGUUCCGUUUCUUCCUCUGUACCUCGCUCCCGUCAUGGAGAGAAUGGUGGUGGGAAAGUUAGCUCUAAAGCAUCCAAAAGUCAACAUAAGUCUCCUCUUCCGGGGGUCAAGGUUGAGAAGGAGGACUAUUUGUCUGGCAGUGAAUCUUCAGCAACAGAGAAUGAAACGAAAGAGAAGCAAGGUGAUAUUGAGAUUGCUAGGCGGUCAAAUUCACAGAAACAGAACGACAAAAGCCCGAAUUCUGGAAGUGGCAGCAUAGAUAACAAAGAUCAUGAUAAAAAGAAAGCGGUGGUUAUUGAACCUGCUUCUGUUGCUGACUACCUAUCCCAACCUCUCGAGUCUUUGCUUGAAGAGGGGACUCACAAAGACGAAGACUUGGGUGUCAACACUCCCCUUAUUGUUGAUUCAGUUAUGCCUGCAGAACAAAUUUUGGUUGAAGUGGCAUCCCAGUUAAAUAAUACGAGUAACACAAAUAUUGAAGAUAUGAAUGAUUUAGUCAUGGCCAAAACACACUUGGAACAUAAAGUUGUCAAAAAGAAUGAUUCAAAGAUCAACAGUCCAAAUUUUGCUAGUAAAAUAGAUGAACUGACUUCAAAAGAAAAUGAGGUUCAGAAGCCCGUUUCGUUAGAUCAAAAGGCUUCUCCAAAAUCAAAAUACAUUGUGCUACAAGAUUCUACAAAAGGUAAAUGCCUACAUUGUGGAAAGAGAAGUGAUGAGCGCGUAAAUGAGUCUGAAUUCUCCGAGAGACAGCCUCUACUAGAUUCAGCCCCUCAAGCAGCUGAAAAAACUUCAUGGAAGUGUUGCUGUGGAAUAUUUGAGUUGUUUUCGGGCUCCAGUCAGUAAAUUGCAGAAACUGGUCAUAUAUCAUAUGAGCUAUGGAGUUGGGGUGCAGAACCUCAGAGUGCUUAAAUUUUUCCAGCCCUAUAUUCAUGGCUCAAAGUCCAUUACUUUAAAUUUUUCAUCCUCAUUUUUCUGUAAAUU